CAGACCUACUGAGAAGGUUACAUUCUGAAGACUUUUUGGAAACAUACAGGGAAAAGGAUUCAAUAUUAAGGAGAAUCAAGAGAAGAGUAAGUAGAAUGAAGUGGACCAUACUCUUGGCUCAUCUGUUGGUGAUUUGGACCAUGACUGUAGCUGAAGGUACAGUCCCAAAACUUAAAAUAAAAGUGGAAGAAUUCUCCUCGGACAAGAUCAUAGUAUCAUGUCCUGAUGGUUACACAUUUCAACGUACUAAUAUAUCUACUCAAACAUUGGAAUACAAGGAUGAGAACUCAAACGAGUAUAUAUGCGAGAAAGCCCCGGUCUCAAACGAAGACCAGGACAAAGACCAGGUCAAAAUCUAUGUGAAAUUUCGGACCUGUGAUAACUGCAUCGAGCUGGAUACAACUGCGGCUGUAGGGAUGGUUGUGGGAGACCUGGUGGCCACUGUCCUGAUUGGAGUAGCUGUCUACAGUAUCGCCUCACAGCCCAAAGCAACACUGAUCACCGGCAAGAAAACAUCUAGCAAAAUGGGGCUCAUCUGCAAUGAGGCGAGUGCAAACGAAGACCCCAUUGGCCACUAUCAGCCCCUGAAUAAAAGGCGCAUGGACAGAUCUGAGUACAGCACUCUGCCAGAAAGGAGAUAAAGAGAAAAAUCAAAUGUAAAGCACACUCUUUAAGCUCCGUUCGAAGAUCCGUUUCGGAUUGAAACGUAGUCAAUAAAGAGGUGAAUUGGGAGCUUUAAUGUUGUGCGGGCCAUCUUGUUCUUUACUAGUGUUCUUUAUUAGCCCAGCACCUAUGUUUUUUUAAGGAUGUGCAUAUGACCACACAUUUUUCUACAAAUAAAAUGUGCUCAGUGCUACAUUACUUUUACCACGCCACAGAAUAAUAGUUGUAAAGCAUUGAGUGAAGGCACAAAUCAGGUCCACAAUUUCCAUGACAAGUCCCUCAACUGUCCAUUUGAUGUACAGAGUCAUUGACUGUUUGUCCUGUUGCUUUGUUUAGUUUGCUCUACUGCUUUGCAUGAACUAAGA
Messenger RNA from Salmo salar (Atlantic salmon), 1028 nucleotides. RefSeq names its product CD3gammadelta-A. Lineage: Eukaryota; Metazoa; Chordata; Actinopteri; Salmoniformes; Salmonidae. Gene Ontology annotation, biological process: cell surface receptor signaling pathway; positive thymic T cell selection. Gene Ontology annotation, cellular component: external side of plasma membrane; alpha-beta T cell receptor complex. The record is from RefSeq and is marked provisional. Gene Ontology annotation, molecular function: transmembrane signaling receptor activity.